AUGGCCACUGAUCCCGUGCGUCCUAGCACGCACACGCGAAAAGCGAAGACGCAAACCUCGCCAGAUAUGCGCGUCCCAAGGCGGAAGUUUGCAAAUAAGAGGGCUCCGCUCGCGUGCCAAUUUUGUAGAAAGAGAAAAGUGCGGUGCGAUGCUGCAGUACAUGGCCAGCCGUGCUCGAAUUGCAGGCAUGAUGGGUACACGUGCGAGAUGUCGGUCAAGAAGGAGAAGCCCCCUAGACUAACAGACCUACGAACAUCACGACCAGGGGCCCAAAACGGACUUCCAGCAAGGCAGCUUCACGCCUCCGCGAGCCACUUCUCCUACUGCUCGAGCGAAGUCUCCUCAUCAGCAGCCAGCUUCGGCGGUGCAAUCGUCAUCCCAGAGUCCGACUACGAGCGGGACACCGACUACGGAACCACCUCUUCUGCGUCCACAACAUCAAUGCCUCCGCCUAUGAACCCAUCCCAUAACUUGACGUCCGACCUUCCACCGUACAUCCGCCCGCUCUCCCCAGAUCUCGGUCCGGAUGAAAUCUCCUAUCUCCGCAAGAAAGGGGCGCUGACAGUGCCGGAGAAAUGGCUAAGGGAGAAGCUGAUGCAGUGCUACAUGGAAUGCGUGCACUGGCACGUGCCCGCCGUCUCCUUGUCGAAGGUCGUAGAGACGAUUCAACGAGGCGAUGGCAUGACGGGGAAGAUCAGCUUAAUGCUUCUACAAGCCAUCAUGUUUACGGGUGUGGGAUUCGUGCAAGAAGAGCAUCUUGAGGCGGCGGGGUUCACAAGUCGGGAGCAUGCGCAACGGGUUCUGUUCAACAGGGUCAAGUUGCUUUACGAUCUCGACUGCGAAACCGAUCGCAUGACGGUCAUCCAGUCUCUCCUCCUCAUGGCCUUCGGCUGCAGCGGUAGUCUCGAAAAGCACGAGAAAGAUACCUGGCACUGGCUUGGCAUUUCCACUUCUCUCUGCUACGGCUCGCGCCUGAACCGGUAUCCUGGGAGCGGUUUCAUGACUCCCGAGAAGCGGAAGCUGUGGAAGCGUAUUUGGUGGUCCUGCUACGCACUAGACCAGAUGACGGCGUUGCGGCUGCACCGCCGGCCCCGGAUCCACAGGCAAGACUUCAAUGUGCCGAUGCUGACGUUGGAAGACUUCGAGGUCGAGGGGCUGAAGGGGACGUUAGGUGGGAACGUGAAGCAAUGCGCAGUGAUGUAUGUGGAUAAGGUAUAUCUGUGCUUGCACAUUGGGUGGCCGGAGCCAGAGAGGCUGGAGAAGGGGAAGAGGAACACGGUGGAGCAGGGUGGUGGGGAGAUGUUUGCGGACAUGGAAAUGUUCGCGGACUUGGUAGAGAUUCCGGGAGAGAGUGCGGAUUGGGAGCAAGGGUUGGAAUGGGUAGCAAUGACAUGAAUGUGAUAGUUGGAAAGAAAAAGGAGCAUGGAGUGAUUUUAGGGGGAAUAGCUUUGGAUAUACCCUUGAAGUUAUUAUGUCUACAAAUUUCACAG
This is a messenger RNA of Mytilinidion resinicola, 1490 nucleotides long. RefSeq lists its product as uncharacterized. Gene Ontology annotation, biological process: regulation of DNA-templated transcription; DNA-templated transcription. The coding region runs from base 1 to 1395 and encodes 464 amino acids. The record is from RefSeq and is a predicted model, not a curated record. Gene Ontology annotation, molecular function: zinc ion binding; DNA-binding transcription factor activity, RNA polymerase II-specific; DNA binding. The transcript is spliced from 3 exons. NCBI's taxonomy places the organism in Eukaryota, Fungi, Ascomycota, Dothideomycetes, Mytilinidiales, Mytilinidiaceae.